Molecule: messenger RNA, 1382 nt
Organism: Condylura cristata (star-nosed mole)
Lineage: Eukaryota; Metazoa; Chordata; Mammalia; Eulipotyphla; Talpidae
Gene: MADCAM1
Product: mucosal vascular addressin cell adhesion molecule 1
Exons: 5
Coding region: 4-1170 (388 amino acids)
Biological process (GO): integrin-mediated signaling pathway; heterotypic cell-cell adhesion; positive regulation of lymphocyte migration
Cellular component (GO): membrane
Molecular function (GO): integrin binding involved in cell-matrix adhesion
Source: RefSeq, a predicted model, not a curated record
AGCAUGGAGCGGGGCCUGGCCCUCCUGCCCCUCCUCGUGGGCGUCCUGCAGCAGGGCAGCAGCGAAGCCGGAGGUGAGCUCCUGGAGGUGUGGCCCCCCGAGCCGGUGGUGGCCCUGGGCGGGUUCCUGCAGCUCACCUGCCGUCUGAACUGCUCGGACGGGGCCAAGGCCUCUGUGCAGUGGAAGGGCCUGGACACCAGCCUGGGCUCCGUGAAGCAGGAGGCGGAGGGCAGCGUCCUGACCGUGCGCAAGGCCUCGCGGGUGGACGAGGGUACCAGGAUAUGCGAGGGCUCCUGCAGGGACACCCGCCACGUCAAGACUGUGCAGAUCGUGGUGUUCGCCUUCCCAGGCCAGCUGACUGUGUCCCCCCAGGCCCUGGUGGCUGGGCGGCGCCAGGAGGUGGCCUGCACCGCCCACAAUGUCACUCCCACUGACCCCAACAUCCUCUCCUUGUCCCUGCUCCUGGGGAACCGGGAGCUGGAGGGAGCUCAGGUUCUGAGCAGGGAAACAGAAGCGGAACCCCAAAGAGGUGAGGACGAACUGUAUCGAGUGACAAAGCAGUGGCGGCUGCCCCCCUUCGAGCCCCCCGUCCCGCCUGCCCUCCACUGCCAAGCCACCAUGAGGCUGCCGGGCUUGGAGCUGAGCCACCUGCUCCCCAUCCCAGUCCUGCCCAUCUCGACUACCAAGGAGCCCGAGGUUACAGCCUCCGUGCAGGCCCCCCCAGAGCAGGACUCCAGGCUCCCGUCUCCACCUGCCAGCCCCCCGAGUCCGGGCCCCACGCCUGGGAACACAUCCACCGGGCCCUGCCACCUCGAGAUCCGCCAGUUGCCAGUGCCAGGGGGUCUGGAGCUGCUGUGCGAGGCCACCUGCGGCCCAGGCGGGACCGUGCGCUGGACCCAGGCCCCCGGCGGGCUGGCGGCCUACAAGUGGCGAGAGGCCGGGACCCAGGCCUGGCUGAGCGUGCGGUGGGCCAGCUGCAGCCCCGAGGGCUGGUUCCAGUGCCAGCUGGACCCAGGGGGCCGGAGGGCCAACCUGUAUGUGGCCCCGGAAAUGUGUCGCCACCCAGUGUCCGCAGACCUGUGGACAAGCAGCUUGGUGCUGGGGCUGCUUCUGCUGGCCCUCCUCGCCUGCCACCUGAGGCGCCGCUGCCGCUGCCGGCAUGCCCACUGACACCCCACAGCUGCCCUGGGCCCCUGCCCAGCCGGCCGGCGCAGGCAACAGCAGCCCCCUCUGCUCGGCUGCAGCCAGAGGACCUGGCGGGGUUCUGAGCAGCACAGGGCGGGCAGGGACCGUGCACUGCUGGCCAGCACCUGCGCUUCCUCCCUGCCUGCGUCCCCUCGGCGGCCCGGUCAGGACAGGGCUGGAGAAUAAACAGUAUCUCA